Messenger RNA from Zootoca vivipara (common lizard), 4004 nucleotides. Lineage: Eukaryota; Metazoa; Chordata; Lepidosauria; Squamata; Lacertidae. The record is from RefSeq and is a predicted model, not a curated record.
CUCGGGCUGCGGGGCUCCGGAGGGCAGCUUCGGCCAGCGGCGGGAGGCGAGCGGCGGAAGUUAGUGGUCUCCGAGCCGCAGCCUCCGAGGCUCCCCCAGAGGCAAAGGAUUCCCACCAAGCGACUGAUGACCGAGCGGCUUCACCGUGGCUCCCCAGAUGCCCCGCCAUGCCUUUCCUGGACUGGCUCCUCUACCACUCGGUUGCCAUGUGGCUACUCCUCCAGAGUUUUGUCCUGAUAGCCUUUUGCUUCCACUCUGCCACCACCUUCCCCAAGGGCUGUUACCCUUCUACCGAGGACGGCUUCAAAACCUUCCGUUGCAGCAAGGCCCAGCUCACUGUUAUCCCGAGGGAUAUCCCCAACGACACCAACAAAUUGUACCUGGAUUACAACCAGAUUUCUUUCCUGCCUAACGACGCCUUUCAGAACCUGCCCCUUCUGGUGGAACUCGACUUGUCUCACAACGCCAUCAGCCGCGUGGAGGUCGGGGCCUUCCGGGGAUUGUCAGAAAGCCUGCACGCUCUGGACCUGUCCUCUAACAAGCUGGUGUCUGUCAACAAAGAUGUCUUCAGUGUGUUGAAAGCCAAAGCCAACCUCUCCAGCAACCCUUGGCUUUGCGACUGCACCCUCCAGCAGCUCGUCGAGAGGGUCGAGCUGGUCGCUGGCACCUCCGACGGGAUCACCUGCGAUGCCUCUGCCCGGAAGGAGCACAUCGGCAAGCCCUUUCUGCAACUGGUGGGGGACAUAGACUUUUGCAACAUCUACAAGAAGACCACAGACAUCGCCAUGCUGGUCACCAUGUUCGGCUGGUUCGCCAUGGUGAUCUCGUAUUUGAUCUACUACGUCCGGCAGAACCAAGAAGACGCCCGGCGGCACCUAGAAUAUCUCAAGUCCUUGCCCAGCAAGCAGAAGAAGUCGGAAGAGUCGUCUACCAUUAGCACUGUGGUGUGACCAAACGCGGGACCCUCCCUCCGCCCCGCAUCCUCAAGAAAACCGUAAGCAGAUAAAAGAGAUUCUACAUCUCCAUGUGGAUCGUUGACCACUAGAUGCUGGAAUGCACAAUGGCUGAAGAGACUGUUACUAAACAAAGAAAUAAAACGACUUGGGGAGGCAGGGCCUUGCUUAUACAGAAGGCCUCCCUUAGCAUUUCUUUUCAAGCAAUGAGCAACAAAAAAGGUUGAAUUACUCGGCACACUUCCAAGGGCCUCUGAGGAGUAGCAUAUGGCUCACCUGCACGGAUCGGCCUUGCCGGGUGAUGCCUGUCGUCCACCUGUCCAUCCCCCUUCCUGUCGACUCCGCAGAGCAGACUUUUCCGCACCUGCCAUAUGAUAGAGUCACAUCCAGGCAAAGCUAUUUCUACUGUGGAUUGCCAUCCACUGGAUUGAGGGGUACUUGUGUUUACCCGUUUUCUCUUAUAACGAGUGGCUGCAUCAUCACUAUAGUAAUCUGGGACUCCAAAAAAAAAUUCCCACGAUUCACAAGAGAUUUGGCCAUUUUGAUAAAAUAAUUUUAAAACACACACACACACACACCAAACAGAAUAAUUCCUAACUGGGAAUCAUCAACAAGUAGCUGAGAAUAUAUUGGCACCUAUAGGCAAAAUGCAACAUUACCAAGAAAUGUAUAGUAUCUUAUCAGCAUUCCCCCCCCCCAAAAAAAACAGGGAACAUUGCAAUUUUUGUUUUGCUAAGUUUUAUGUACUUAAGAAUAAUAAUCUUAAAAACCUGAACGCACAUCGUCGCUGGUUUUCCAAAACGGAUCAACUUUUUUAUAUGUGCUGUAGCAAUAGCUGGAUAAUCCAUUUUGCUGGAAUGCUUCACUUCGAGCCAUGGCAGUUAUCAGAAUGAAAAUGCAUAUGGACUUAUGCACCAAUAGCAUAAAUACUUGGAUCAGUAGUAAGGCACGAGAUAAUAGAAGACACAUCUAUAGACUAGAAUCACGGGGUUGUGUUCUUUGAGACUUUUUUUUCCCCUUCAAAAAACGAAAAUAGUUUUAGGCUCAAAUUUGACAAGAAUUGACCUGGGCUCCAAAGGUUUAUUGUACUGUUACCUUUCCAUUCGUCAGAACCGGAACUAUGAACCCGGGAAAACAAAAGGGGACGGGGAACAGUUCACAUGUCGCCCUUUUGUUAUUUCUUCACUCACAGAAGUUGCCUGCUUGUUGUGAACAACAGUGAUAAAAACGGAGCACAUGCUUUUUUUCAGCUCCACUCGUGGAACUCAAUAGUUUAUUUAUUUUGUCCAAGAUCCUUAUAACCUGCCCUUCCUCCAGUCUGGAAGCUCAGGGCAACUAACAGCCGCUGAAUUAAACCAUCGUACACAAUUAUGCCCGGGAUUCUAUAGCAAGUGUCGUUGAAACGUGGCUUUGUUUAUAGUUUCGCUGGUACGCUAAAUCUGCCAGCUCCUUAACUCCUUGUUUCCAUCAAGACCUCAGAUCUCGGCUGUGACAUCCUCCAUGGUCUGUUCUGAAAUAAUACCUUUACACAGAGCGGAGAUCCGCCAGUUCCCAUAUGGAGAGGACCGCUCCUGUGAGUGAAGAGGGCAUCAAAAGGGGAAUGCCUGCAUUGGUCCCAGUCGAUAGCGCAGAUCCGAUCUGAUCUCUCCUGCUAGCCAAUACUGCAUCACCUUUUAUACAACACCAAUGUGCCACAUCAAAGGGUUGUUUUGUCUGGACUUUUCCAAACGCUGGAAGAAGUAAAUUAAGGAGGACCUUAGGGAGGUAUGCCGGGCUUGGGAGAGUUACUUCUACUUGCUCCAAACCUCGAGGGUGUUGAAAUUGGAGAUAAGAGCUGUGGGCAAGGGGGCACAUCUGCGGCACACCACUCCAGACUGCAGAUGUGACCUGGAUAUCCACCUGUAUUCCUCAUGUGCCUACCUGGUUCCUGCUUUUGGGGGGGGGAACGACGCCCUGCCAGGUUUCUAGACCAUACGAUAACUCUGCUCUGGCCCAAGAGCGGGCAAGAGAUAGAGAUUACAUCCACCUGCCCUUCUCUCAAGUGCCCUUUAUUGAGAGACAUCCUCCUCCAGAGCUUUUCAGCCUGGUGUUCCAGGGCAGGCCUUUCUCUGUGUGUGGGGGACAUUUAUUAUUUUUUUGCAAGUCCCACCUACUUUGUAGCAAAAUACUCCCCUUGUUCUUCAAGAGGUCCCUCCUUCCGUUUCAUUUACCAAUAAAAGCCGAAACGCCUUCUUUUUCGAGAGAGAGAACACACUGCAAUAGCCUACCACCAGACUUAAAAAGGGGCAGCUGGUCACCGAAUGUUUCUCAGCAGAGGACCCAGAAGUCAGCUGACCUUCCACUGUGACCGUGCAUUGAGGGAGCCCAGGAGGUGAGGAAGCCCCUAAUGCGCACACUCUCUCUCUGUUGAUCAGCAGCCUUAUACCUUGACCUCUUCAAACUCAGUACCUCUUCUCUACAUUCCCAGUAUGCAGUAAGACCCCCCUCCAUCGCAGCGUUGGCAGCCGGCCGGAGCUGCCGUUGGGAAAACCAAAGCAGCAGUUGCCUUGGAAAAGCUUAUACACAUGCGCACAAAGAAGAGAGGGGGAGAAAAGGAAGGAAGAAAUUACUCUGGUAAUAAGUAAAACCUUUCCUGGUUUAUUCUUUUCUUUUGUUUCGCCCCCUCCUCCAAAGGUUAUUUAUUUCAGUUUCCCCCCAUGAAAAAAGGCAAAUAAACAAAAAUUCAACAGGCUACAUUGGAAGAUGCUUGGCUGCUUUAUGUGUGCGUGUGUGUGUCUUUGAAAACGUGCUUUUCACGCAAGGGUUGCACGGGUGAUCUGGGCAGGGGUGGUUCAAGGCAUUUGGGCAGAGCGUGGGUUUCGCUUGCAGGAGACCCGAGGUUCAAUCCAGGUAGGGCUGGCAAAGCCCCAUGUCUGUCUGGGCUGGAGUCAGAUCCAGGACAGCACUAAAGUAAUAAGUCACUGAUGCCAGUGAUGUUAAUGCUUUAUUCAAGUAAACCGAAAUACAGCUCAGGCCCAGUGGUCUCAGCAACCCUUCCCAGCAGGUCUUGCC